This is a messenger RNA of Peniophora sp. CBMAI 1063, 888 nucleotides long. Lineage: Eukaryota; Fungi; Basidiomycota; Agaricomycetes; Russulales; Peniophoraceae. The record is from the annotation of a GenBank genome assembly.
AUGGACAGAUACGAGAAGAUUGAGAAAGUCGGCGAAGGCACAUACGGCGUCGUGUACAAGGCGCGGGACCUUAACUCAAACCACAUCGUCGCCCUCAAGAAGAUUCGGCUCGAGGCAGAGGAUGAAGGCGUACCAAGCACAGCCAUUCGCGAGAUUUCCCUGCUCAAGGAGCUCAAGGACAAACACAUAGUAACAUUAUACGACAUCGUGCACGCCGAUCAAAAGCUUUAUCUGGUGUUUGAAUUCCUCGACGUCGAUCUCAAGCGGUACAUCGAAGCCGGCAACGCGUCCGGUACACCACUCUCCCUUGAGCUUUGCAAGAAAUUCACGCAUCAACUAACGGCUGGCCUGCUUUACUGCCACGCACAUCGUAUCUUGCACCGCGACCUCAAGCCUCAAAACUUGCUCAUCAACAACCAGGACAAUCUCAAGAUCGCCGAUUUCGGUCUCGCUCGUGCGUUCGGCAUUCCCAUGCGCACGUACACACACGAGGUUGUCACGCUGUGGUAUCGCGCUCCAGAGGUACUUCUCGGCUCGCGUCAUUACUCAACGGCCAUCGACAUGUGGUCCGUUGGCUGCAUAUUCGCUGAGAUGGUCAUGCGCGGCAACCCCCUGUUCCCUGGUGACUCAGAGAUAGACCAAAUCUUCAAGAUCUUCAGGGUGCUCGGUACUCCUGAUGAGAGCACCUGGCCCGGCGUGGGGCAACUACCGGAUUACAAGCCGACGUUCCCGCGUUGGGCUGGACAAGAUCUUGCCGAGCAGGUGCCUUACCUCGACCGCGACGGUCUCGACCUCAUGCAUCAAAUGCUAACCUACGACACGGCCAAGCGCAUCUCCGCAAAACGUGCGCUUGUACAUCCGUAUUUCGCGGACUACAUCCCGUCGUGA